Messenger RNA from Phlebotomus argentipes, 1315 nucleotides. RefSeq lists its product as uncharacterized. The coding region runs from base 7 to 489 and encodes 160 amino acids. The record is from RefSeq and is a predicted model, not a curated record. NCBI's taxonomy places the organism in Eukaryota, Metazoa, Arthropoda, Insecta, Diptera, Psychodidae. The transcript has 3 exons.
GCAACAAUGGUUUCAAUGAUGGACGUCGAACCAAGCAAAGGACAAAUCUGUGAUAGUCGUCCGACAUUGGUGCAAAGUGCCGUAAGUCAGCGCUCUGUGGAGCUCGUCAUGCCGCCCCGCACGCCCGAGGCGGAAGUCACGAAGAGGACGCUGAAGCUCAACCUGAAGAGUGCGUAUCCGGUGGCCUCGACACCGCCUGGCGGCCAGGCGGAGAAGGGAAAGACCGCGAUUAAGUCACCAAAAUCGCCACUUGGGAAUUCAGGUGUGACAAUGGGGAAUCGCGUGCUACCCCAUCAGACUUCAUUAACGGCACAAAUAGACUUGGUGGAGGAUCGAAAGGCACUUCGUGACGCUCUUUAUCAGGGCAUUUUCCAUCGACACCGACGAACCAUUUUUGCACUUGGCAGUUUUAUUAGGAUGCUUAAGACACGAAAUUCCUCCUACAACACCAUCAGAAGCUCAUCAGAAGGUGAUGAGGAAGGCAGAUAAAAUAUUUUCGAUGGAUUAAUUUAAUCACACACAUACACACACACACAUUGGGAUGCAAUAACAAAAGGAGGCAACAAGGACUCUUCCUCAUCCCAUCGCGCCAUCGAUCUCUUGAGUGUGUGCAGAAUUUCUUGCGCAAUUUCAUCCAUCUGUGCCCGCAUUAUCUUUGCCUCCUAAGCGCUAACAUUGUGCAUUAUCGAGCAUUAAUUAUGCCACAACUUUGGGUCAUCGCGCGAGAUAACACGGAGAAAACAUGAAAAACUUCCAAGUACGUAAGAUUAAUUGGUGAAAAAUGUCUUUUUUUGUAUGUUUGACGCAAAGUAAACACAAGUGUGUGAAGAAACGUUGUUGAAUAAUAUUAUUUUGCCGUAGUAUUAAGGCUUUACCAACAAUAUUAUGAGGAGUUAUUGCAAGUUUGUAUCUGUAUAAAGGAUUAUAUAUGCGAAAAUUUACCCUAAGUUAGUCUCUAAGCAUGGUUUGAUGAUUUAAGCAUUAGAGAUUGAGAAGAACCCACACGAUUUUUAACGUAUCACAGACCAAGUAUAUGAUAAAAAAAACUUCACCAGAGUGGAUAGAGUCAUGAAGAACACCUUGUUUAGCGUAAAUUUAAUACUGAAUACCGCGAAUAUUUGUAUUGAUAAAGGAGCUUAUUAUAUACACGAAUAAAAGGAUAAAUAGUCAUUGAUAUAAAACGUUAUACUGAAAUGAUUUUACUUGAAGAAAGAGUGCGGUUAAAGUUUUUAAAGUAUGAAUUGCAUUGGGUUCAACUAACAAUAGCGUAGCGUGAGGAGAUGAUAUUGUAAAUUAUAGGGGAAGAGAGAGUUAC